GCUGGAUAAGUUUGAAAGCACUGAAUCACUCACACAGAACAGGAUACUAGGCCUCCUUCCACAAGGCGACCUCAACCGUACGCCUCUUACUGACCUCUAACCCCUCGGUUUACCUGCACAGCGCCAUCUGGCAGGCCACAAAGUGGACAACUGACCAUUCGGUAAACAAACAAGGACCUGUCUUUUCCGAUCGAAGACAUGGCGGAAUCGGAAGUCAGAAAUGUCGUGAUCGCAAUGGACGGAAGUGAUAUCGCGCUUCGUGCUUUUGAUUGGUACGUCAAAGAGAUUCACAGACGUCACGACCACGUGAUAUUUGUCCACUGCCCCGAGUACAGGGCAACACUACAGUCAGCAAUGGUGGAGUCUGAGCUUGCAUCCCUGUUGGCGGAGGAAGCUAAGCGAAUCAAGUCCAUGGUAGCUGAACUCGGGGAUAAGCUAAAGAAAGCCAAGAUUGGCGGGAAAGUGAAGUGCGUGUAUGGGACACCAGGGGAGGUAAUCGUGGAGGAGGAGAAGGCGGAUCUCAUCAUCACAGGGACUCGCGGGUUGGGGUCGAUACGGCGGACAUUUUUAGGCAGCGUCAGUGACUACGUCGUACAUCACAGUAACGUCCCCGUACUCAUCUGCCGUCACCAGGACUAGAGAAGACUUCAUUUCCUGGCGCAGUACCACACAUUAGCAUACUCAGUCCGCUUGGAAUAUGUGACGUUCAUUUGUGGCAUCCCAGGCUAAACUGCCGGGCUAAAGAAAGUAUACACUGAAAAUUGGAUUAAUCCACAAACUUUUCAAACGUUAUCAAAACGCUACUAGGCUGAAAACAGUCGCUGAAACACUACACACUUAAGGUCCAAAACAAACUACAAACCCGUAUUAACGACAUCAACAUCGAAUAACCAUUAUCGUUUAUUUCAUUUUUAGCCACCAUCAAGCAUGGGUGUACUUUCUUUUGCCCGGUAAUGUAUAUAAGCUGCCGCAGUGUUUAUACCCUCAUAACCUUUCUAAAACAUACACCAAUCCCCUCCUCCCUGUUAUCGCUGUAGGGGCCACGGGUGGCCCAACCGUCUAAGGCGACGCGAUUCGCUGUGCAGAGUUGCGUCCCUUGAGCACACCAGAAACCUAUGAUUGUGGGUUCGAAUCCCGGUUCGCCCCGAUUAUGUUU
Molecule: messenger RNA, 1156 nt
Organism: Haliotis rufescens (red abalone)
Lineage: Eukaryota; Metazoa; Mollusca; Gastropoda; Lepetellida; Haliotidae
Product: universal stress protein in QAH/OAS sulfhydrylase 3'region-like
Exons: 5
Coding region: 199-639 (146 amino acids)
Source: RefSeq, a predicted model, not a curated record